This is a messenger RNA of Gryllus bimaculatus (two-spotted cricket), 6961 nucleotides long. NCBI's taxonomy places the organism in Eukaryota, Metazoa, Arthropoda, Insecta, Orthoptera, Gryllidae. The record is from the annotation of a GenBank genome assembly.
CGGAUGUAUUAACCGCCAGCAAGUAGUAUAGUGUUCGGCAUUGGUAAAUGUUUAUAUUGUUGAAAUUGCUGACUUGAAAAGAAGAAAUAACCUCUUUUUCUGAGUUAUUGGUGUAUUUUUCUUCAGAAAUAGUUCGUGUGCUCGUUUCUUUCGUCGACAAAUUCAAAAUGUUAUAUUUUUCGCCCCAGCGCGAUGUGUAGGCGUUCGUGUUCGUAGAAACAAUAUGAUGCAGUGUAACAUUUAAGGUAUUUCUGGUUGUUAUUGAGAUAAAUGACAACGUUUUCUCUGUUAACUCCCAAGGUUGAAUGUUUUAUUAUAUAGCGAAAUUAUGUAGUGUUCAUGAAACAAAUCCUAUUCGAGCAGGAAGUGUGUUGCAAUAGUUCAAUGUCGUGCUGAAUGUGUUUUGGAGGUCGUUUUGCAUUACUACCAUUACAUUAUAAUGUGCUGUUGAAAUGCAACAUUGUAAGCCUCAAUUUUGCAAUGUGAUGACUAUCUUUAUAAAAACAUACAUAUCGUGUGGUUAUCCAGAUUUCUAAUCUGAAUGUAAAUGGCUGAAAACUAUGACUAAGUACUUCGUUGUUAGGCAUAUCAAAUACAUUUUCACCAAUCAAAAUGGAAGUAGCUCAGACACAAUCACCUGCCUUACCAGGCCCAAAUGUGUCAGGAUCACCAAUUCUCUCUCCGAUGAAUAAUGUGACGUCACCUCUUUCUCCACCUAUUCAGCCAUAUCAAAACGGUGUUACACCUAAUACUGCAAACAACAUAAAUGGUGUUACUAAUAAUGGAAGUUUUAGUACUUCAAACUCGUCUGCUCCACCACAAGCCACAAAGGCUUUGGAAGCACUACAGAAAGCUAUCAAAACCAUGGAGGAGAAAGGCAUGCAAAAUGAUUCACGAUAUCACCAAUUGCUAGUCCUACAAGCUCAGAGUCAAGCUGUGAAAACACAACCUGUUCCAGAUCAGGAAGUAAACAAGAACAUGUUGAAUGGUCCGCAAAUGCAGCAACUCAGGAUGCAGAUAAUGGCAUACAGAGUGCUGGCAAGAAAUCAGCCACUUUCUAAUCAGUUAAUGCUAGCAGUACAAGGACAAACAUCAUCUGACACUCCUGGAAAUACUUGUUCUAAUGGAACCGAUAUAGCUGCCGCUGCUGCAUCAGGACCAGCGUUGCAAGUGGUUGGAGUACGCGCAGCUGGGUCUGCACCAGCAGCUGUGGCCAUUAUAUCUGCUGGUACUCCAUCAGCCGCUACCCCUGUUGCUUCUGGUAGCUCAUCUGGGAGUGGAGUGGGCCAAAGACAAGUGGCACCAGGUUCAGUGCCAGCUACAUUGCCCCAGCAGAAGCAGAAUUUGGUUACUCCAUUGAUGAAACCAGCUGGACUUGAUCCACUGAUUAUUCUUCAAGAACGUGAAAAUAGACUUGCUGCUCGAAUUACACAUAGAAUUGAUGAAUUGGCCAGUUUACCUACCACUAUGUCAGAGGACCUGAGAAUGAAAGCUGAAAUUGAGUUGAGAGCCCUUCGAUUGUUAAAUUUUCAGAGACAAUUGAGAGUUGAGGUUGUAGCUUGCACAAGGCGAGAUUCAAUGUUGGAAACUGCAUCUGUUUUGAAGAAUUGCAAGCGAACAAAGCGUCAAGGUUUACGUGAAGCUCGUGCAACUGAGAAGUUGGAAAAGCAACAGAAAUUAGAAGCUGAAAGGAAACGAAGACAGAAACAUCAGGAAUAUUUGAAUGCUGUUCUGCAACAUGCUAAAGACUUGAAAGAAUAUCAUCGAAACAAUGUUGCCAAAAUCCAACGUCUGAAUAGGGCUGUUCUUAACCAUCAUGCGAAUGCAGAACGUGAACAGAAGAAAGAACAGGAGAGAAUUGAAAAGGAAAGAAUGAGAAGACUUAUGGCUGAAGAUGAAGAAGGCUACAGAAAAUUAAUUGAUCAGAAGAAAGACAAGAGAUUAUCAUUCCUCCUUACUCAAACUGAUGAGUACAUUGCUAAACUAACUGAAAUGGUUAAACAACAUAAAAUUGAGCAAUACAAAAAACAAUAUCAACAAAAAGAAAGGAAGAAGAAUAAGAAGAAAUUGAAAAAGAAGAAAAAGAAGAAGAAGAACAAGCGAGUAAUGGAGAGUGAAAUGAUUGAUGAGCUAAAUGAUGAGAGCUCCCAGAUGUCAGAUGUUCGAACUACUGUUAUGGAGACUGCUACAGGAAAAAUUUUAUCAGGAGAAGAUGCUCCAAUGGCUAGUCAGUUACAGUCAUGGUUAGAAGUUCAUCCUGGAUGGGAACCUACAAUGCAUGAAGAUGAGGAGGAAGAUGAUGAAGAUGAUGAUGAUGAAGAUUAUUCUGAGGAUUACAGUGAUGAUUAUGAAGAUGAAAUGCCCGUGCCUGAAGUUCCUCUCAUUGAUGAAAAACUGUCGGAUGAAGAAAAAGCCAAAGCAAUCAUUGAACAGGCGAAAGCUGAAGAUGAUGAAUACAAGAAUUAUUCUGAGGAACAGACCUACUAUAGUAUUGCGCACACAAUAACUGAGAAAGUUACUGAACAGGCCACAAUCAUGGUAAACGGAAAACUGAAAGAAUACCAAAUACGGGGUCUUGAAUGGCUGGUUUCCCUUCACAAUAACAAUCUAAAUGGAAUAUUGGCAGAUGAAAUGGGUUUGGGGAAAACUAUCCAGACCAUUGCACUGAUAACAUACUUGAUGGAUAGAAAGAAGGUUAAUGGUCCAUACUUGAUAAUUGUGCCUUUGUCAACAUUAUCCAACUGGGUUUUGGAAUUUGAAAAAUGGGCUCCAUCUGUAGUCGUGGUUGCAUACAAGGGCUCACCAGCAAUGAGGCGUCAAAUUCAAAGUCAAAUGCGUGCAACUAAGUUCAAUGUCCUGUUGACCACAUACGAAUACAUAAUAAAAGAUAAAGGAGUUCUUGCUAAGUUGCGUUGGAAAUACAUGAUAAUUGAUGAAGGGCAUCGAAUGAAGAAUCACCACUGCAAAUUGACUCAAGUUUUGAAUACUCACUAUGUGGCUCCACAUCGUCUCUUAUUGACUGGAACUCCUUUACAAAAUAAGCUUCCAGAAUUGUGGGCUUUACUUAAUUUCCUCUUGCCCUCAAUUUUCAAAUCUGUUAGCACAUUUGAGCAGUGGUUCAAUGCUCCUUUUGCCACAACAGGAGAAAAGGUGGAAUUGAAUGAAGAAGAAACAAUUUUGAUUAUCCGCCGGUUGCAUAAAGUUUUAAGACCAUUUUUGCUGAGACGCUUGAAGAAGGAAGUGGAAUCACAGUUACCUGACAAAGUGGAAUAUAUAAUCAAAUGUGAUAUGUCAGGUUUACAAAGGAUUUUGUACAGUCACAUGCAAAACAAAGGAGUUCUCUUGACAGAUGGAUCCGAAAAGGGAAAACAGGGCAAAGGUGGAACUAAAGCGCUAAUGAAUACAAUCAUGCAACUCCGUAAACUUUGUAAUCACCCUUUCAUGUUUCAACAUAUUGAAAAGGCCUAUUGUGAUCACAUUGGUAUACACAGUAAUGUUGUUAUUGGGCCUGAUCUGUAUAGAGCCUCAGGCAAAUUUGAACUUUUGGAUAGGAUACUUCCUAAAUUGAAAGCUACAAAACAUAGAGUCCUGCUGUUUUGUCAAAUGACCCAAUUAAUGACAAUUAUGGAAGAUUACUUGACCUGGCGUGGCUUUCAUUACCUAAGGCUUGAUGGAACUACUAAAGCUGAAGAUCGAGGAGAACUUCUCAGAAAAUUUAACAACCCAGAAUCAGAAUAUUUUGUUUUUCUCCUCAGCACUAGAGCCGGAGGUCUAGGUCUUAAUUUGCAGUCUGCUGACACAGUGAUCAUUUUUGAUUCAGAUUGGAAUCCACAUCAGGAUUUACAAGCUCAAGAUCGUGCACAUCGUAUUGGCCAAAAAAAUGAAGUGCGAGUUCUGCGUUUGAUGACUGUGAAUUCUGUUGAAGAACGAAUUCUUGCUGCUGCUCGUUAUAAGCUCAAUAUGGAUGAGAAAGUAAUUCAGGCUGGUAUGUUUGAUCAAAAAUCAACUGGAUCUGAGAGGCAGCAAUUCUUAAAAACCAUUCUUCAUCAAGAUGAAGCAGAUGAUGAGGAAGAAAAUGAAGUUCCUGAUGAUGAGACUGUGAAUCAGAUGAUAGCUCGCUGUGAAGCUGAGUUCGAGCUGUUCCAGCGAAUGGAUGUGGAAAGACGACAUGAGGAAACCAAGCAGGGUAGGCCACGACUUAUGGGUGAAGGGGAACUGCCACAUUGGUUAUGCAAGGAACAUGAAGAGGGCUCAGCAAAGUGGGCAGGAGAACCAGAAGAAGAAGAAGAGCGAUACUAUGGGCGUGGUUCACGUCAGAGGAAGGAAGUUGACUAUUCUGAUAGUCUUACUGAGAAGGAAUGGCUUAAGGCUAUAGAAGAGGGAGAAGAAGAGGAGGAGGAAGAAACACCCAAGUCCCGCAAAAAGUUGAGAAAAAGGAAGAAGAAAGAUGAUUUGGAGGCUUCUACAUCUGGUGAAAGCAGUCAUCAUAAGAAACGCAGAGGCAGGCCUCCGGGAGACAAAUUUGAUAUACCUGUUGAUAGCAAACUUAAAAAGUACAUGAAGAAAUUAAUAUCUACAGUAGUGAAAUAUGUAGAUCGGGAUGGGCGUAUGAUAAGUGAGGUGUUUAUGAAGUUGCCAUCUCGAAAAGAAUUACCUCAUUAUUACGAAGUAAUAAAAAGGCCAAUUGACAUUAAAAAGAUUUUACUUAAAUUGGAGGAUAACAAGUACGGAUCCUUUGAUGAUUUGGAAAGAGACUUUAUCCAGAUGUGUAAAAAUGCUCAGAAAUACAAUAAAGAAGGCUCUUCUAUUCAUGAAGAUUCCAUUGUCCUUGAAAGAGUGUUUCUUGAUGCUCGAGCACGUUUAGAAAAAGACACUGCAGAAGCAGCCGCAGCUGCCGUGGUAGCUGCUGUGGCCCCACCUGUUGCUCCUGUUGCGGAUGAUGAGCCAGAAAUUAUUGAGGAUGAUGAUGACUUUUACAUAGAAGAAAACUCUGAAUAUGCAACAGUACCAUAAUAGCACUCACAUCAUUUUAUAUUAUACCUUAUGGUACCUGUGAACUGUUGCACAUUAUUUUCCAAAUUUUAAGACCAUAUAAUGAUAAUAUUUUAUUAUGUUGUAAAAUUGAUAUGGAAAUGCUAUCAGUCAAAGCUAGUUUUUUAAUCAAAUUUAAUUUAGAAAUAUUUGAAAGUAAUUAUUUCAAUGCGAGUGCAGCACUUUCAUAAUUUAAGAGAAAGAUAUUCUGGAAAUUCUUCAGAGAAAACAAAAUAAUGUUAUUAUUUUGAAUGACAUAUAUUUUGAUAAUAAUAGACUGCUGGACUAGUGUAAACAAGUACAAAAUUUGUACAUCUUGUAAAUUUAAUGUAGAUACACACAUCAGAAUCUAUGUACAAAAGAACUUUCCUCCGAAAUAUUUUAAUGUCAGUGGUAGAUUCAAUGUUCCUGAUUAAUUGUGUGUUUUUCUGUCAUUGGAAAUAACACACUAUAAUGUAUUUAUGAUUUGUGUGCAUUGUAAAAUUUUCUCUUCUAUUUUUGCUUUCUUUAAAAGAAAUAUAUUUUUUCAUUAUGAAUUGUCAAAAAGAGACAUUGAAUUACUGUCACUGAUGCAGGUUGAAUGUAAUGUGCAUAGUAAAUAAUAUAAAUAUAUUUAGUACAUGUGCAGUAAAUAUUUGCAGAACAUUACAAUAUUCUACCUUUUUUGCAAAUAAUAUGGCACUCAAAAUGUGUUCUAUGUUAUCUUUUCUAUGGUUAUUUGUUGUUUCUUUGCUGGGUGGAUAUUUAUGAUUUAUUUUUGUUUCCAGGUUUAUAUUGCAAAUAGAUUACAAAAAGACAAUUUUUUCAUCAAAAUGAUACUCUGUGCCCAUGUUAAAUGCAUGGCCUUCAUUGUAUACAAGACAUUCCAAAAUGUUGUGUAGAAAUGUAGAUCAUGUUUCCAGUUGAACUUGUGAAGUAGAAAGGCUGUUUUUAGUAUGUUAUUUCACUUUUAAAGUACACAAUUUUUAUACAUCAUUAAUUACUGUAUUGAUUUAAGUGCAGCACGUUUUUGUAAUGUACAUUAUCAGAAUUAAAGGUACUUGACAAGAAAUAAGAAUAUAAUAUGUAACGUAGCUACAUUUUGAGUAUUGUUUUGUUUCUUGCAAUAAAGUUCCUUAAGUGAUAUUGUUUGAUUUUUUUUAUUCUGUUUUCCUCCUGAUGUUAAAUUUUGCAAGAGACACUAAAUGUACACAAUACUAUACCAUGAAAUUUAAAUUUCAAACUCUAAAAAAAAUUAAUUUUUCUGUAAAUAAUCUCUUUUCACUUUCUCGCAUACUACUUACAUAGUAUGGUUAAUGUAAUAUAACAAUGCAGCAUAAAACUGCAAAUUUUUUUACUGAAGAGCUUGUAUUGUGAGACUUUUAUACAAAAAAAAGUGGAUAUCUUAAUCCUAUAUGUAGUAAAUUACUUCCAUUGACGUGUCGUGAAGUUGGAAUCUACAUGUGAGGCCCUUGAUACCAAAAAUAUUGACUCGUGACAAAACGUCUGUCUGUCCAUCUCUGGUUAUGUUAGCGCUUCAACCGUUCAGAUGAUUUUCUCCAAAAUUGAUAUUACUCCAAUGAUCUGGCUAAACUCUGAGAUCUUGAGAAUUUGAAAUGGAUGUUAGAUUUUGGGAGCUACUUUAUGCAAAGCCAUAACGGUUCCAAAAUUUUCCCUAAUCUGGCUUCAAAUUUUUGAUUAAUUGUUUUCCUUGGAUAGAGUGAAGGACACUUGAUAAAUUGGCACAGGUAUCAUAUUUGAUGAAGUCUGAAUUUUCGAAUGAAGGGAGAUUUUUUUUUGUUAAUGAAAUCUGUUCAAAUAGAUAAUCAAAAAUAUCGUGUACAUUUUUGCAAAAAUAUGAGCAGGUUUUGCUUGAAAUACAGGAAGCUUUUUAACAAAUAUUUUCUCAAGAACUGCUCCUUUUUUAGGUACCAUUUUCAGCUAGCUCUGU